UGUGUUUUUAUAUAUUUUCUCUAUGACAUAAAUUUUUGAAUAUCUUCUGUACACCACGAACUGCACUAGAAAAGUUUUAUUUGCCAAAACUAGUUUUCGAUAGUACGCAGUCUGUCAUGUAUGUUACUGCUGUCACAUUGUGUACUUCGUUAUUGGGCAAUUUCAGAUCCUAUCGUGUUAACUAACAAGCAUGUCAUUGCUACAGAAGUACAUAAUGUAAGUAGAUUACUGCUACUGCAUGUACAUCUAUAUACUUGUGGAAAUUUGUGUACAAACAUUUGUUUAUUUCUCAGUAUCAGAUGUCACAGACGAUAAAGGUAUAGAACGAAAAAUCGGUUUUGGCAAAUGAAGCAUUUCUAAUACAGCCCAUGGUGUACAGGUGUUCAUGUCUGAAAACUGCGGAACACCAAGUAUUCAUGAUUUUUAAAUUUUUCGGCUGUAUUUUACUCUUUUUUUCACUUGUCAGUAUACUAUACAACUUUUAUCACUGAACUUUUGUUACACAUUUUGCUUUGGCCACUGCUAGUUUCCUAAUUUUGAUACCGUAUCACGGACGUUACUCAUUAUCUGUCACAGUUUGGUGCUGGGCUAGAUGAAGCGUUGGAUUUUAGUUCUAUGUAGCGUCAAAUGUUACAGGCCACAGUGAGACUGUGACAACACGUGAACACGUCCAGUUCCGCUUAUGUUCGCUUUUGUUUAGUGCGAGUUGACGUAUGGACGUCAUUUUGCCGUGAUACGUCGAACACAAACGACGUAAAUGGUUACUUUACGUUUUUGAAUUGGCUUCUUAUGAUGAAGUCAAUAAGUACAAUAUCAUCUCAAAAGAUUGAUCAUUAUUGCUAUAUUCAACAUAGUACUCCGUACUUCUGUUCGCAAAAUACUGAUAGAUUCGGAACACUUCAAUUUCAAGAUUAUCUCUGCUUUUAAUGUACUGUACCCAACGCCACCUAACCCGAGCAGUGUUGAACCUCCGACGCUACUUUCGGUUUGUACGUAUAGGUGGCAUCGUUAGAGCAACUAGUGCCUACUGCCUGUAGAUGUCUCUGGUAGCAUCGGCAGUAGCUUGUGUGGACGCGUGGGAAGAGGUUCUACAGGUGGUCGCAAGUGACUGGGUUUGGUGCUUGCAAUAGGAGCGUGCUGAGGUUGAAAAGAUUCUGGAAACAAUUUGGAACACUCAGAAGUUAUUAUGACCAGGGCAACAAUGCUAACAGUCUGGUUUCGAAUGAUGAAGUCUACUGCAGGAUUCUUACUUAUGAUGGCAGCAGAAGCCCUUUCAAGUCCACAUGGUUUAGCUCAUCCUGGUUGUGAAGAAGACCAUGAAUGCUCAGAAAAUAUGUUCUGCUAUAAAAUGAGAAGUUGUGUUGAUUGUUAUAACUGUGCAUUAUACUACAGGAAACCAAAUGCAAAGAAGAUAUGUGCAAGGGAACCUAGUGAAUGUGGAGAGUGCGUUGAUGGCUAUGAAGCAGAGAUUCUAACAAAUGGCAAUGAGAGGGAUUACUGCAGGAUUAUGGAAAAGCCUGCUCCUGUACUGAUACCUGGUACUGCACCAUCAGUGAAUUAUACAACAAUGCUUAUCAUAGGUGGUGUUAUUGUUACAAUUGUGGUGAUAGUUGCUGGUUAUCUCAUACAUAGAUGGAGGAAAAUGAGGUACAGAGGUGCUGAUCAAGCAGUUCAAAACAUGCAAGAAACACUCAAUGCUGGGUCUGGAAAUGGCAUGUCACCACUGUUGGGAAAUACAAAUGGACGGAAGCCUUCUCUUGGAGAGCAGAUACCAUGCAACAGACCAUCUGCACCACCACAACCUCCUCCAUAUGAAAACACUCUGCCACCUCUUCGAGAUGAGGCUACAUUUGUUGUGGAACGAACGGUUAAAUGUAAAGAGGCCGUGUGCUUCAGAGAACCCGGUUUACAAAUAUCAAGUUUCCCUGACGAGGGACAAGAUGACCAAUCCACAGAUGGCUCUGAUACUGAUGCUAUUUUUCAUCCUGAUAUUAAUAUUGAGAGUGGGUAUCCAUCAGCAUUUCAUGAUGAUGACACUUUACCAGCGUCAGCAGAUGGAACUGACGAGAUAGUUGAACAGUCGGAGACGAAUUUGCAACCAAAUGCAGAGGCUCCGUCCUUCCUUGGAGUUUUGAUGAAUGUUGGAGUUAACAACAGUGGUGGUAGUGAAGCAUGUGAUCUGAAUGAUUCAGGGCUGUCACAAGCUUCAAGCAAUGUUUCAGUUAGUUCCUUAUCAGCUGAAGAAGAAGAAGAGCUAAAAUUUGAUACUCCUAAUAGAUCUGAAACACACCAUGCAGAUGGCUGUAGACAAGAACACCAUGCUAUGAAGAGGAGUGGGUGGCAACGAGAAGAAAUAACAACGUUAGAUGCAGCAGAUGUCACCUUGAAUGGUGCAUUGCUCCGCAUUGCAGUUCCUAACAGUGACACUGAAGCACAACGAGCUGGUGACUCAAGUGUAUCACAGGCUUCAAGUAGUGCAUCAAUUAGUUCAAAUACUGCUGUUCCACAUAGUUCCUCUGAUGGACCUCUAGUCAAGAGGCGAAAAUUUGACUCGGGGAAUUCAAGUACAGCUGAAGAUCUUCAGGAAGAUGAAGAGACAUGCAGAUCACAGGAGAGUCCCAGAAUUAAUGUUCAAGCAGUCACUGUUUUGAAUGUACAAAAUGUGGUAAAUUAUAAUAUUCAAAAUACUUCUAAUACUCCUUGAAGUGGAAAACUUCUAAUAAAUCAUUUGUGAUAUUUUUUGUACAUUUGACUGAAUUACACUUCUGUUUUAUUAUUCUUUAAUGUUUCCUUUAUUUUAAGUAAGCGUGUUAGUGACCUUGAGAUGUUAUGUAUUUUAAAUUAUUUUGCAAGCAUAUUGGCUUUGAAAAGUAAUUCCAUCUAAAGAUGCAUCCUAAUUUUUCUAGUUCUGGACACAGUAGUAGCAUCAAAAAGAUUAUUUGAUGAAUUUGGCCUAUUCACUGAAUAGUUGUCAUAAUUAUUUAUAGAAACUAUGAUUUACAGCAGUGAGAGUGUCAAAAUUAAGACAAAGUGCUACUCAUAAAUUAAUUACUGGGCAUUAAAACUAAAAGGCUCAAGUUAGCAUACAGAAAUGUUGAGUUGACUAAUCAUUGAUACAAAAAUUAUUUUAAAUGAGUUAAUUGAUCAACUGCUUGCAUGAAUUGAUGUAAUGUUGGCUCUUAAUUUUUUGCCAGUACUCUCUCUCUCUUUUGAUAUUUGGUGACAAAGGUGUUACGAAAGACUGCUAAAUAAUUGUUAGGUGCAGGAUGUACUUCUCAGUACCCAAAAGUUCUUCCCAAACUAGUAGAUAUUUAUCUUUGUACAUUACUAUUAUGAGGUAAUUUUUUAAAGUUAGUGCAAUAUGUUUUGUCUUAUUUUCUACUGUAAAAUUAUAAACAGACAGAAUGAUUGGGCAGUAGAAACAUUCAGGAAGCAAUUGUGAAGUACCAUUGACUGACACAUUUUAAAGUAGAAAAUCUUUCAUCUCACCCAAUCUUGCAGCAGGUGGGUCCUUAUCAUUUGGUCAUAGUGAUGUGCUUCUCCUUUCCAUAUUUCCACAAUCUAUUCCUCUUGCCACCCAGAAGAAGGAACUAACAAUUACAAAAACUAAGUACAGUUCUUCAAUGUCUAAAUGUAUCUCUCAACAGUACUUGGAAUUUAGCUUUCUGAAGGUAUUUAUUAUCUAAUCAUUCUGUCUUCCUGUAAUUUUGCAAUUAUCUCAAGUGAAUUUUUGUUUUGUUAUUUAUUACUGUAACAUACUGAUGGGAAGGAGCGAGCUUUAUUUUGUGUGCAUA
Schistocerca cancellata (South American locust) is the source of this 3794-nucleotide messenger RNA. RefSeq lists its product as uncharacterized. The transcript is spliced from 13 exons. The record is from RefSeq and is a predicted model, not a curated record. The coding region runs from base 1187 to 2704 and encodes 505 amino acids. Lineage: Eukaryota; Metazoa; Arthropoda; Insecta; Orthoptera; Acrididae.